AUGUUGGUGCGGUUCCUGAUGCAGCACGGCAUCGAGGGUCUACGACGCGAGGCCAUGGUGGUCUGGAACGAGCAGAGGUACGGCAAGGACCUCAAGACGGCCGAGGACGAGGAAGAUACGGUGGCCGGGGAGCGUCUGCUGGUCGACGACGAGCCGAGCCUGGAGAUGGAAGGGUUCGAGACAACGACGAGGGUGGAGCGGCUCACGUUCCGGGAGACUGCUGUCAUCAGUCUCGAGUUCUGCAUGCUGUGGUUCUUUGCAAACUAUUUUGCGUCGGCGUGCCUCGAGUACACGAGCGUCGGGAGCGUGACGAUCCUCAACUCGACGAGCAGCGUGUGGACGCUCGUCUUCUGCGCCGUGAUGGGGGUCGAGGGGUUCACGGCGCGCAAGUUGAUUGGCGUGCUGGCGUCGCUGACGGGUAUCGUGCUGAUAUCGACGGUGGACCUGUCCGGGUCGAGCGACGAGAACCGCGGGUCGUUCCCUCACAAGACGACGGGGCAGAUUGCCAUUGGGGACCUGAUGGCGUUUGUGAGCGCCAUCAUCUACGGACUCUACGUGACCGUGAUGAAGAGGCGGGUAGGUAAUGAAGAUCGGGUGAAUAUGCCGCUCUUCUUUGGUCUGGUUGGGCUCUUUAACUUGGUGUUCCUCUGGCCCGUCUUCUUCAUCUUGCAUUUCACGGGGAUGGAGCCAUUCUCAUUCCCUCCUACGGCCAAAAUCUGGGCUAUUGUCAUUGGCAACUCGCUGUCGUCCUUCAUCAGCGACAUGUCGUGGGCAUACGCCAUGCUGCUCACGACGCCGCUAGUUGUGACGGUCGGUUUGUCCCUCACGAUCCCGCUGUCGCUCAUUGGCGAGAUGAUCCAGUACUCGCAGUACUCCAGCUGGGUGUACUGGGUCGGCGCGGCUGUGGUGCUCAUCUCGUUUCUAUUCAUCAAUAACGAGAGCCACGAAGACGAGUCGAGCGACAAGAGCCCCGAGGCAGGAUCCCGGGGCAUCUCGCAACUAUAA
Colletotrichum fioriniae is the source of this 1005-nucleotide messenger RNA. RefSeq lists its product as uncharacterized. Gene Ontology annotation, cellular component: fungal-type vacuole membrane. The record is from RefSeq and is a predicted model, not a curated record. Lineage: Eukaryota; Fungi; Ascomycota; Sordariomycetes; Glomerellales; Glomerellaceae.